AUGAAAUCUAAUCAUAACUACGUUGUUCUUGUAGAAAAUGUGAUCCCGUUGUAUAGAUAUGCUGGUGGUGGUGCUUAUUUUUAUACAACAAGCGUCGAUGAAAUUGGAACAAUUAUGCCCGGUGGUAUUGGUAAAUACCAAUAUGUUUUUGAAGGUGUCGCCUGUAAUAUAUUUGCGACAUUGCAGCCUAACACAAUACCUUUAUAUCGAUAUUCUGCUAAUACAUAUUCGCAUUUCUACACAACAAAUUGGGCUGAAAUUGGUACUGAUGUUCCUGAUAAUUUUAAUAAUAAUCCAAAUUAUAAUCAAUCAUCAACAUCAUCAUAUGGUCAACAUGGUUAUAAUUUAUAUGUAUCACGUUUUAAUCCACCAAUAUCUCCUAAUAGUGAUUAUUCACAAUCAUUGGAUCCAAUAAGACAAAAUCAACUUCCACUACCUAUGCCACAACAAUCAAUGGUAAAUUAUGAUAUUUACAAAUUACCAUUAAUCCAUUCCUGGUCUGCUUCAAAUAUGCCUCUUAAUAAUAAUUCAAAUCAAUCAUCUUAUGGACCAAAUCAACAACGAGGCUUUGGAAAUAAUCUAAAUAAUUUUCGCGGAAUGAAUAAUCCAUUUAAUUUACCACCACUAUCAUCAGGUGGAAGUGGUGAAUAUAAUAAUGUUUCAUCAACACCAUCACCAUUUAUCUAA
This is a messenger RNA of Rotaria sp. Silwood2, 687 nucleotides long. The record is from the annotation of a GenBank genome assembly. NCBI's taxonomy places the organism in Eukaryota, Metazoa, Rotifera, Eurotatoria, Philodinida, Philodinidae.